AUGGCAUCUGACAAUACAUUGCACGAACAGGUGCAGCGAUUUUGGAACAUCGAAGAGAUUGAACAAAACUUAUUGCCAUCAAAGAACGACGAGUAUUGCGAGGCUGAUUUUGUAAAGAACUGUCAACGGGAUUCAUGCGGUAGAUUCACAGUCAAUCUUCCAUUCAAAGGUGACCCAAAUGAGUUAGGCGAAUCCCGUGAGCAUGCACUGAAACGGUUUCAUAAACUGGAGAAACGACUGGAGUCGCAACCGGACAUCAAGGAACUAUAUGUAAGGUUCAUGCAAGAGUAUCUCGAGCUAGGUCACAUGAGUCAGAUAUCAAGUAUCAAGGAAACAGCCUCAAAGAAAUAUUACAUCCCGCAUCAUGCGGUAGUAACCAACAUUAACGAUCGAAUCAAGCUCCGUGUCGUUUUUGACGCAUCGGCACGUACGACUUCCGGAAUAGCGCUCAAUGAUCUUUUACGAGUAGGACCCACAAUUCAGCCUACUCUAUUGGCAACAGUUGUACGAUUCCGACAAUAUCAAUUUGUUAUGACGGCGGAUAUCGUUAAAAUGUACCGUCAGGUCAAUAUCCAAGAAGAUCAACGAGAUUUACAACGAAUCAUUUGGAGAGCAGACAUCAAUCAACCAAUACAAGAGUACCGACUGAAUACGGUUACCUACGGACUAGCCUUGGCUCCAUUUUUAGCAAUUCGAGCGUUGCAGCAAACGGGUCAAGAUGCUCAACAAGAUCAUCCUGUAGCGAGUCAGGUCAUUUGUCGUGACUUUUAUGUGAACGAUUUACUCACCGACAGUGACAAUUUGACCAAACUUCAAGCACUAAAACAAGAAAUUAUCGAGAUAUUGAGAUCAGCGGGUUUCAAGUUGGCAAAAUAA
Messenger RNA from Linepithema humile (Argentine ant), 876 nucleotides. RefSeq lists its product as uncharacterized. NCBI's taxonomy places the organism in Eukaryota, Metazoa, Arthropoda, Insecta, Hymenoptera, Formicidae. The record is from RefSeq and is a predicted model, not a curated record.